This is a messenger RNA of Arabidopsis lyrata subsp. lyrata, 1346 nucleotides long. RefSeq names its product cytochrome b561 domain-containing protein At2g30890. Lineage: Eukaryota; Viridiplantae; Streptophyta; Magnoliopsida; Brassicales; Brassicaceae. Bases 305 to 1078 code for a protein of 257 amino acids. The transcript has 4 exons. The record is from RefSeq and is a predicted model, not a curated record. Gene Ontology annotation, molecular function: transmembrane monodehydroascorbate reductase activity.
UAAACAAUCAGCCUCCAUGCAAAACAGUAUUAUAUAAGAAAGUUGCGCACUUAUUUUCUCUUCACAUUUCUUUACACUCUAAAAGCAAAUUCUAAAACUCCACUUUUACUUUCUCUUCUUCUAGCUAGGAAACUAGUGGAUCAAGUUCCAUACCGUAAUCCAAUUCUUUAUAUACACACACACACACACACACACACAGACUCAUAAACUUUAACACUUAUAUUUAUGAAAAUAAACUCAUGAAUUGAUUAUCAUCAAUUCUAAACUAUGUAUUUGUUGUUUCCACUUCAAACCACAUGAAGUCAUGGAGAUUCACCAUCACCUCUUCGUCUUUCUCCUCCUCCUCCUUCUUCCCCUAUGCACCUCCCAAGAAAAUACCAGAAGCUUGGCCAUUGAUGUCAAUGGUCAAGUCGAAACAAGUCUUAUCUCCGAGAAACUAAAUCCAAAGCUUGUGUACGAAAUCAAAGUGCAUGGAUUUAUGCUUUGGGCAUCGAUGGGUGUUUUACUGCCAAUUGGUAUAAUCUCCAUCAGAUUAAUAUCUAUCAAAGACCAACCUAUAAUCACUCUUCGACGACUGUUCUUUCUUCAUGUCAUUUCUCAGAUGGUUGCAGUGAUACUUGUGACAAUAGGGGCAAUAAUGUCGAUUAAAAACUUCAACAAUUCCUUCAAUAAUCAUCACCAACAGCUUGGAAUUGGACUUUACGCUAUUGUAUGGUUCCAAGCUCUUCUUGGCUUCCUCCGACCUCCAAGGGGAGGAAAAUCUAGAAGGAAGUGGUUUGUAGGACAUUGGAUAUUAGGAACAUUAAUUACUAUUCUUGGGAUGAUAAACAUAUACACAGGUUUACACGCUUACGCCAAAAAGACAUCAACAAGUGCUAAGCUUUGGACCAUACUCUUCACGGCACAACUCGCUUCUAUUGUCUUGGUCUAUCUUUUUCAAGAUAAGUGGUCUUAUAUCCAAAGCCAAACUACAUUUAACAGAAAUCAAUCCGUUGAUCAUAACAGCAACAUAUCAACCGCAGAGACUGGACAUGGAGACGAGGUCGAAGAGGCUAAACCCGAGUUAGAGAAAUGCUAAAAGCGCCUGUAAGCUAUUAGUAAUUUAAUUUGUUCUUAUCUUGAGAGAUUGUUUUCCAGGAUACAGAAAAGGUUUCAUAGGCAUUUGAAUUGAUUUGUAGAGUGGUAAUGACUGACUUUCGAGUUUCUUUCUUUCUUUUUUUUUUUUUUUUUUUUUUUUUUUUUUUUUUUUUUGUCAUAGUUUCUUUCUUCUUUUGUUAUUUUCAAGUGAAACAUGCUCAUAGGCUGUGAUUAAGUCCUAACCUAAAUUUUAAUUGCACUUGUAUCAA